This is a messenger RNA of Dovyalis caffra, 903 nucleotides long. Lineage: Eukaryota; Viridiplantae; Streptophyta; Magnoliopsida; Malpighiales; Salicaceae. The record is from the annotation of a GenBank genome assembly.
AUGGCUAACACGAAUGAAAUAACUCAUGAUUUCUCGCCCUUCUUCAAAGUUUACAAAGAUGGCAGAAUAGAAAGGUUUAUGGUCCUGGAUGAUCUUCCUGCUGGCCUAGACCCAGAAACAGGGGUCAUAUCCAAAGAUGUUGUGAUCUCACCAGAGAGUGGCGUCAAGGCCCGAAUUUUCAUCCCGGAAACUGUUAGCUCAGAUCAAAAGUUGCCCCUGCUAGUCCACUAUCAUGGCGGUGGCUUUUGCCUGGGAUCGGCGUUUCACAUUCUAACAAAAACCGUCCUAACUUCAAUAGUCGGCCAAGGCAAUGUUAUUGCCAUUUCUAUCGACUAUAGAUUGGCACCAGAACACCCUCUGCCAAUUGCUUACCAUGAUUCAUGGGAUGGGCUAGAAUGGAUUGCUAGUCAUUCGAAUAGGGUUGGACCCGAGCCAUUGCUUAACAAGCAUGUUGAUUUCGGGAAGGUUUUCUUAAUGGGCGAGAGUGCCGGGGCAAAUAUAGCCCAUUACUUAGCGGUCCAAGCAGGUGCCAAUAGCUGGGUUGGCUUAAAGAUGACCGGUGUGAUUAUUGUGCAUCCAUUCUUUGGGGAUAAAGAGGUAGAUAAAAUGUACAGAUACAUGUGUCCAACAAGUUCCGGUGGUGAUGAUGACCCAAAAUUGAACCCGGCAGUGGAUCCCAAUUUGUCGAAAAUAGGAUGCGAUAAAGUUCUUGUUUGCGUGGCAGAGAAAGAUUUUUUAAGAAAUAGAGGGGAGGCCUAUUAUCAUACCUUGGCUGCCAGUGAGUGGGGUGGAAAAGUGGAAUUUUACGAGACUAAAGGAGAAGACCAUUGCUUUCAUGUGUUCAAACCCUGUCGAGAGACAGAUGAGCUGAUCAAGAAAUUCGUUGAUUUCAUAAUUGUUUGA